AUGCCUUCCCUAAAGCAACUCUUCGUUCUUGCGGCCCCUUUCAUGGGCCUCAUUCAACAGGUCGCUGCCAAUCCUGACAUUGAUGAGAGCAACGACCUCAUUGCCCGGGAUGAUUUUGACAGUGACCUUUAUGUCCGAGGUGCUGGGAACGGCGUGAUCAAACGCCCUGGACCUGGCCCCAGGCCACCAACUAUAGUUGUAACUCCUCCCCAGCGACGACCACGAUCUCUGGACCUUCGUGGCGCUGGUAACGGUGUUAUCAAGCGUCCUGGUCCUGGUCCUAGGCCACCAACCAUCGUCGUUACUCCUCCCCAGCGACGGCCACGAUCUCUGGGCCGCCGAGGCGCUGGUAACGGCGUCAUUAAGCGUCCUGGUCCUGGCCCUAGACCUCCAACUAUCGUUGUUACUCCUCCCCAGCGACGACCCGGGCAUCGAUGA
Clonostachys rhizophaga is the source of this 438-nucleotide messenger RNA. Lineage: Eukaryota; Fungi; Ascomycota; Sordariomycetes; Hypocreales; Bionectriaceae. The record is from the annotation of a GenBank genome assembly.